Molecule: messenger RNA, 1786 nt
Organism: Nicotiana tabacum (common tobacco)
Lineage: Eukaryota; Viridiplantae; Streptophyta; Magnoliopsida; Solanales; Solanaceae
Product: protein OSB2, chloroplastic-like
Biological process (GO): mitochondrial DNA replication; positive regulation of helicase activity
Cellular component (GO): mitochondrial nucleoid
Molecular function (GO): single-stranded DNA binding
Source: RefSeq, a predicted model, not a curated record
AUUGCCACCCCAAAACCCUUCUGCUUCUUCCCGUAAAAUCAUUUCCAUCUUCAAAGAUUCACACAAAACCUAAUCACUAUAUGAAAAAUUCAAAAUUUCUCUAAAACCCAAUUUCAACCAUGAAUUUCUUAACAAAAACAAUAGCAAAUAGAGCUUUAUCCUCCUCUUCAUAUCCCCAAAAAUACCAACUUUUUCUAUCUUUUUCAAGAUUUGCCUCUAAAACAACAACCCCAAGAAAAUCCAAAAUCCCAAAACCCCAAGAACCCUCUUCAUCUUACUCACUUACCCCUCCAAAAAUUGAAACUAAUGAAGCUGAAAAUGUAUCUUCUUGGCCAAAGCCUAGUGAAAUCCCUUACCAAUCAAAAGUUGCUAAUUUAGUCAAUCUUGUUGGUUUUGUGCAAACCCCAAUUCAAUUUGAAACUUCCCCUGAUGGGAAUUACUGUGCUGGUACUGUUCUUGCUCAUGAGAAUAAUGAUAAUAAUAAUAACUCUAUUUUGAUGAUUCCUGUUGUGUUUGUUGGUGAUUUAGCUCAUGUUGUGGCUUGUCAUGUGAAGGAAAAUGAUUGUGUUUAUGUAUCUGGGAAAUUUUCUAUGGAUCCAUUGCCUUGUGAAAUAAUGGAUAAAUAUGAGUUCUCUUUUCAUAUUGUUGCUGAAAAUGUUAACUUUGUUCAAGGUCUGAAACAAAUAGCUCCCCGAAAGGAGAGGGGACAGUUUGUUUAUCCGAAAAGUAGUACUAAGCAGCAGCAUUCUGAUAAUGAGAAAGAUAUUUGCUUGUCUACUUUGGAAAAUGAUGAUUCUGUUGUUAAUUCGGGUGGGAGCAAGUCAGAGGGAGGUGAUGAAUGGAGGGACCUUAUCAAGAAUCCGAAACAAUGGUGGGAUUGUCGGAAGGCGAAGUUAGAUGGGAUUGUAAAAGCAAGGCACCCUGAUUUCAAGAAGAAGGAUAAUAGUAGUAUUGCAUUGUGGCUUGAGAAUGCGCCGAGGUGGGUACUUGAGGGAGUUGAAGGACUUGAAUUUGAUGUAUAUGUUCCGAAAUCUAAAGGAGUAGGAAAGGAGGUGGAUUCUUGGAAAGAUUUGUUGGAAAAUCCUGAUAAAUGGUGGGAUAAUAGAGCUACUAAGUCGAAUCAGAAAGCACCUGAUUUUAAGCACAAGAAUACUGGUAUAGGGCUUUGGGUCGAUAACUCACCAGAUUGGGUGUUGUCUCAGUUGCCACCGUCGAGAGAUCAACGUGCUAGUUACAAGAUGAACCAGAGCUAAAACGUGUCACGCAGCAACUCCACUUUAGAAUAUCACUAGCUGAUUUUUCAAGAUGAUAAGACAAUUUCUCGACUUGGGAACCAAAGCUCAACAAAAGGGAUGAUCAUUAAAGGAAAUCUUUUUCUUUCAUUUCAGCCUUUUUGAGGAAGUAAUUUGAGUUCCUGAAAAAACACAUGAUUAGCGACGUAAAAGGAUUCAUUUGGUGAUUGCCUCUCUACCUUCAUAAAAUAGGGAUGAGGUCUGCGUACACAUUCGCUUCCCCAGACCCCACUUGUGGUAUUCACUAGGGUGGUGGUUGUUGUUGUUGUAAGCAAGCUGUGUUGAUUGAAUGACAUUGGAGUAUAGACUUUAGACGUGUCUGAAUAUAUUUUGAAAUUAUUGUUGUUUAUUUAGGAUUUUAUUGGAAGAUGGUAGACCUUUUCAUAAUGGCUCUAUUGGCUAUAUGUAUGUUAAGUCUGGUCGCUCAAAUUAUUCUACCUUUUGAUUAUGAUAUGGUAAUCCGAAUAUGCGACUUUUCGGAGAAUGCUUUGUUA